UAAACAACAAACACGUGUGGAAGUUUGUAUAAAUUCUUUAAAUUACUAAUUUUGUUUAAAAAUUUCAAUAAUUGGGCAAAAAAUUAAAUAUAAAUUAAAAUAUUUGCUUUUAAAGUGUAAACUAUGACAGACUUCCAUCAAUUUAGUGAUGCCGACGAAGAAGAGGAGUCACCAAAGCCAUUUAAAGAAAAUUUGGCCAGAAAAUUUAGUAAAUUAACAGUAAAACAUGUUAUGUUUAAAGAUUUAAGCGAAAAAACUAAUGAAAAUGAUGAUUUAAAAGAAAAGAUUUUAAAUGAAGAAGAGGAGGAAGAUGCAAAUGAAGAAGAGUGUGAUUUGGACUAUGAUGACUAUGAAGAGGAUGAAGACUAUGAGGAUAAUUAUGAUUAUGAGGAAAAUUAUGCAGGUUUUCAGAAGCACAACCAUAAUCAAGUUUCCUUAAGUACAGGAGGAGUUGGUGGUAAUACAGGUGGCUCGAAUUCCACACAACGUGUCAGCAGUUACCAACCUAAUGAAAAAAUGUUCACACGUUAUUCAGCACGCAUUAAUGUGGAAAAAUAUGAUCCCACCACAAAUAUGUCGGCUCAAGCGGCAAAUCGUUUAGUUAACUUUGGCUCCAAGCAGGAUAAUAAAGUGAAAAUACGUGAUAAACAUGAUCGAGCCACAGCGGAACAGGUAAUGGAUCCACGCACUAGAAUGAUUUUGUUUAAGCUAUUGAAUCGUGGCCUGAUUCAAGAAAUCAAUGGUUGCAUUUCCACUGGCAAAGAGGCCAAUGUUUAUCAUGCUUUGGCCCGUGAUACAGAUGAUGAAUUUGCUAUAAAGAUCUAUAAAACCUCGAUAUUAGUGUUUAAGGAUCGUGAUAAGUAUGUGAGUGGAGAGUUUCGUUUCCGCCACGGUUAUUGUAAAUCAAAUCCUCGUAAAAUGGUACGCACUUGGGCGGAGAAGGAAAUGCGUAACUAUUUGAGAAUGUUUAAUGCUGGAGUACCAGUGCCAGAACCCAUUUUAUUACGUUCCCAUGUUUUGGUUAUGAGAUUUUGUGGCAAAAAUGGUUGGCCUUCGCCUAAACUAAAAGACGUAGAAAUAACUACUUCCAAGGCUAGAGAACUUUAUCGUGAUUGUGUGGUUUUAAUGUGGAAAAUCUAUAAUAAAUGUCGUUUGGUUCAUGCUGAUCUUUCGGAAUUCAAUAUUUUAGUGCAAGAUGGUCAGCUUAUCAUCAUAGAUGUCUCUCAGUCUGUGGAAUAUGAUCAUCCACAUGCAUUUGAUUUCUUGCGUAAAGAUUGUACCAAUGUUUCUGAGUUCUUCCGUAAAAAAUCGGUGGCCACCAUGACCGUUAAGGAGCUGUUUGAUUUUAUUACCGAUCAAACAAUAACCGAGGAAAAUAUGGAGUCAUGUUUGGAAAAGAUUUCCGAACAAAUAAAAGAUCGUGAUUUUGAGGCUAUAACAGCGCAAGAGAAAAUCGAUGAGGCAGUUUGGCAAAAUACCUUUAUACCCAAGCGAUUGGAUGAGGUGCGCUAUUUUGAGCGUGAUGUAGACAAGGCUAAAAAAGGGGAGAAGGCUAAUUUGAUUUAUGGUAAAAUUACGGGACUCAAUGAUCAAUUGGAAGUACAAAAGAAACCAGAAAUUCUAACAGAAAACGAGGAGAAUAAGAAAAAUUUGAAAAAAUCCAAGGAAAAAUCUAAAGAGAAAGAACAAAACGCUGCUGCUGAUGAAGAGGAGGAAGAGGAAGAAGAUGAAGAAACCGAUUCCGAGGAGGAGGAAGAUGAUGAUGAUGAAAAUUCUAGAUUUAAAAACUCUUCACGUCCUCGUGAUGAAUCACCUGAAAGUAAGAAAGCUCGCAAGAAGGCUGUUAAGGAAGCCAAGGCCGAAAAACGUAAAGUCAAGAUUAAGAAACAUGUUAAGAAACGUAAAGAGAAAAUUGGCAGUGCCAAUAAAAAGUAGUUUUUUUUUGUAUAUUUUUCUUGAUUUAAUUUUUAUGCUGUAUAUUUUUACAGACAUAUUUUACUUGUAAAUUAUUUUGAUUUUUAUUUUUAAUUAUAGAAUAAAUGAAUGGACCUUUAUUGUAA
This is a messenger RNA of Lucilia cuprina (Australian sheep blowfly), 2060 nucleotides long. It is a transcript of the gene RIOK1, whose product is annotated as serine/threonine-protein kinase RIO1. Bases 124 to 1935 code for a protein of 603 amino acids. The transcript has 2 exons. Gene Ontology annotation, biological process: maturation of SSU-rRNA. Gene Ontology annotation, cellular component: preribosome, small subunit precursor; cytosol. The record is from RefSeq and is a predicted model, not a curated record. Gene Ontology annotation, molecular function: ATP binding; protein serine/threonine kinase activity. Lineage: Eukaryota; Metazoa; Arthropoda; Insecta; Diptera; Calliphoridae.